Molecule: messenger RNA, 450 nt
Organism: Gossypium raimondii (Peruvian cotton)
Lineage: Eukaryota; Viridiplantae; Streptophyta; Magnoliopsida; Malvales; Malvaceae
Exons: 2
Coding region: 1-450 (149 amino acids)
Molecular function (GO): RNA-DNA hybrid ribonuclease activity; nucleic acid binding
Source: RefSeq, a predicted model, not a curated record
AUGGGUGGCCUAUCAGUGCUGGCCAUGCCAAGAGCAAUUUUGGGGUUUUUGCGUAUUACACGCUGGCAUCCUCUAACCACGCUUCUGGUUAAGGCCAACUUCGAUGCUGCAUAUAGAUGGAGGUCACAUUCUUCUUGCUCGGGGGUGGUGGUACGAGAUGUCCAGGGCCAAGUGCUUGGUGCUUGUACUAGGAUCCAUGGCCAGGUCUCGUUGGCUUUUAGUGUGGAAGCGUUGGCUGUCUUUUUAGUGUUGGAAUUCACUUGGGACCUUGGUCUAUCUCGGGUUGUGUUCGAAGGGGACUCUCUACAUGUGAUUCGCAAACUCAAUAGCACACAAGUUGGCGGAUCAGAGAUCCGGGCACUGAUUAAAGAAGGGAGGGUCGAGGAGGUUUUGUUUCAGGUAGAAAGCACAAUGGCUGCAGACGAGGGGUCGAAUGCUCAUCUGCCUUAA